Dermacentor silvarum is the source of this 5406-nucleotide messenger RNA. RefSeq names its product transmembrane emp24 domain-containing protein 6 (gene loj). The record is from RefSeq and is a predicted model, not a curated record. Gene Ontology annotation, biological process: Golgi organization; intracellular protein transport; endoplasmic reticulum to Golgi vesicle-mediated transport. Gene Ontology annotation, cellular component: COPII-coated ER to Golgi transport vesicle; endoplasmic reticulum; endoplasmic reticulum-Golgi intermediate compartment. NCBI's taxonomy places the organism in Eukaryota, Metazoa, Arthropoda, Arachnida, Ixodida, Ixodidae. The transcript is spliced from 4 exons. Bases 59 to 748 code for a protein of 229 amino acids.
GGAGCGGCGGAUUGUGUUGCGUGUGCUUUGCGGGAAAGCGGCGGCAAAGUUCAACGAAAUGGCCACGGAACGUCUGUUGACGGCCGUGGUGUUGUUUACGUGCAUUGCAAUUGAAAUAUCCGCCGAUUCGUACGUGUCAGAGCCUUCGCUAGGCGUCUCGUUUGAAUUCAAGCUCCAUGUGGACGCCGGUAAAGAGGAGUGUUUUUAUCAGAACGUUGAGGCCGGGUCGUCGGUCUACGUGGCCUACCAGGUUUUAAGAGGUGGUGAUGGUCAAGCCGGGUUCGCAGUAAGGCACCCCAAUGGCAAUCAUGUCCUACCCUAUCAGUGGAGGCCUUCGGCUGAAUAUGAAGAAACAACCUCAACUGGAGGGUACUACGAGCUGUGCAUUGAUAACGGCAUGUCCCACUUUGCGGCCAAGCUUGUCAGCCUCUAUUUCAAUUCCUUCAAGAGGGACAAAUGGGAGUCGUAUGUACAGGAGCUCGAGUCCCUCGGUGUCACGGUGGCCAACUUCACCGAUACCUUGCAGAAGGUAGAUGGUCAGGUGGGUGAGAUGCUGAAGUACCAGGACCAGAACAGGAGGCACCUUUCACGAGACUGGUACAUUGUGGACGGCAACAACCGCUACGUCCAGUACUGGUCCCUCGCCCAGUGCAUCGUCAUUAUGGCCACUUCAGCACUGCAGGUGUACUUUGUGCGGAAGCUUUUCGAAGUGAAGAACGUCACACCAACGUUCAAGCCGCGGGCGUGAGCCGUGACGGCUGAGCCUCUCAUCGUGUGUGCGCACGGUACGUGACGUACGUUGGCUCCUCUUGACGUGGUCAGCAGCCAGUUCCAUGCGUUUAUUUCCAUUGCUGGCAUUGUAACAGACGAGAAAGCUUUCUUAUCGGAGUGAGUGACUUGUUGCCUGCCUUGGCUAAAACUUUGCAGUCGUGUGCAUAUCGGAACCUGCCAAAUGAAAGGACCUUUCUGGCGGGAAAGAGUGGAGAGGUCUUUGGCCUCUCACUCCUGCCCGUCAUUUUUAUACGAGACGUUGCACAACCUCGCGUUGAACUAAACUGAAAAGGUAAACGAUGUGCAUAUGUGUGUGCCGAGUUGACGUGUCCUGUUCCAAUUUAGAUUUAGUCCUUUUGUGUUUAAAAAGCCUGCAAAAGUUAGCGUGAAUCUGUGUCAAGGUCACCGCUUUUGGUUCUUAAAGCGAGCAACAUCAGCGAAGAAUCUGCACUGUAUUUUUGUAUGUGCCACUUCCUCCCGGUACACCAAAGCAUGUGCAAUGAGAAGGGAUGGUCUAUCCCAGCCCCUACACUCUUGGAUGUUGCUCUGCUUGACUUGCUGUGUUGACUUCUGAGAACAGAGGGUAGUGCUGAUCCUUGACCGAAGUACUAGUCGCUCUGCUUCACUUUCCUCCGUGAUUUGAUUCCCACAAUGAAAUGCUCCAUCAUCACUGAAGGACUCCGCCAAUCAAGUGCCUUUGAGGAGGCACUGAAAGUGAUUUAUAAUGAAUUUGUAGCCCAGAAAUUCCUGAAGAUUGUUAGCAAAGCACACAGACUUAUAUCAGGUUAGGGGAUGGCUCUGUCCUGAACACCCAAAGGUCGAGGCAUGGCAUCAAGUGGAGGAACGUCAUAGCACCCGGGCGCAUAUGGCCAGGCUUGGAACUUUUCUUUUAGAUCAAACAGUAGUAAACUUACUUUUUACUUGAUGCGACAUGCACUUUUUGCUACAUUGGUCCAGAAAGCAGGAAACCGAGUAGUGGAAAUGAGUAGUUCCUGGAAUCUCGCGAGCUUUGUCCAGUUAUCUCAGCAUGGCGAGUGGUUCUCAACAUGUCAUGACGUGGCGUCAACACACUUGCCUGCCUAGUUUAUUGACGGAUUAGAUUUUUACCACUAAUGCGCGGCAUAGAUUUACCCUGUAGAAGAGCUGAAGAUGCGUAACAGUGAGCUUCCAUAAUACCUCAAACUGGUGAAGAUCUAAGUGCACCAUUUUCUUCUGAAUGUUCACUGUCUUACCCGUACAUAUUAUUGGAGCUAUGUUAACUCCAUACCUGCCAAAGCAAGAGCCAGACAAUGUUCACGAUGAGAUGGACCAGAAUUUCCGAUGCAGAGGACACUCGUGAGCUUGGGUAGUAUUCGUCUUGACAGGUCUUUUCUGUAAUUUGCUACGGAUGUCGACGUUCACUUUGUUGAGUGAGAAGUUGGGCUAAACCAUAGUGCACUCCACUCCCUGUCCUGUCUAUCAACGAUUUGUCUGCAUCAGUCUUGUCUGUAGACACUUCACACUUCAGGAAUACCAGAACGUUUUUAAGUUUUACCAUGAGGACCAACUUGGUAAGCCUAAAAAAGAGAAAGAAAAAGAAAUGUGAGGGAUGGUGACACAGCCUUGAUGUUUCCACAAACUGCAUUGUAAAAUGUGACAGUGUCUUUUCAGUACAGGCUAAUCAUUUAUUGAUAAACAAGGAUUGCACUGCAUGUUAAAAGAAGGAAAGGCUUGACUUGAAAAGCGUUGGCGAUGGUCCAUACGCAAAUAUGACACAAAGUGUGCAAAAAUACUUUGAAAUUCCAUGGCAUCACACUGAUGUACUGGCACUGUGCUGUACAUGCAAAAUUCAAAAAUGGAAACCUUGGUUUACAUUUUAUCCAUUAGUUAUGAAAUGUCUUCUUGCCAAAUAAAUGUAAUAUACUAAACAAUACUUCACCAGGCUUUUGGUAUUAGCCUUUAGGUGGCCCUAUAAGCAGGAAUCUUUAGUUCGGUAGCUCCCAUCUAAAUAGAUGGAAACUAAGAACUUGCUUUUCUCAGCAACUAUUGCACUGAUUUUGAUGAGCAUUGUUGCGUUUAAAAGAAUUCAAAGCCUAGUAACUGCAGGAAGUGUAUGUUCUAUUUGUGGCAUAUAUAUUUUAAGAAAAAGUUAUUGAAAAUUGCAAAAUUUAAUAAAUCUCUGUAACUCAGCAGUAAAGAAUGAUAUCACAAUUCUAUGAACUUCACCUAAUACUAAUGCAUCUAAAGCGGACACUAUUGAUGUAUUACAUGUUGCUUGGAAUCAUGCUGCUAAUCCGUGAGUAGGACUUUUGCAAAACCCUUGUAAACAUUGUAACAGUUUUACGUAAGCUGUAAAUGCAUACAUCAAAUUUGUCUGCUUUAGAUGCUCCAACAGAUGUAGUUUACCGAGCGGCAAUAUCUGUUUUUAGUGCAGAGUCAAUGGAUUUGUAAACUUCGUGCUUCAAUUUUAUUUUUAACUGUUACCGAUUUUUGAAAAUUCUAAUUUCUAAAUUUUUCUAAAUUCAAGGUCCUAAAUUAAAAUUUUGCUUCCUGGAGUAGCUAUAAUUUGACUUUCUCCCUUGAAAGCAACAAAUUUCAUUCAAAUCAGUCCAGCAGUUGUCUCAUAGUAGCAUUUCUGCGUUUUACAUGUAAUUUGAAUGUAUGAAAAUCGGAGUUAGCCCCGAGAUGUAGCUUAGCUUCCCCUCAUCAAGUGUUAACUGCACGUUAACUGUGUUGCAGCUUGGCCUCUGUUUUAACUUUAGGUGGAGCGCACCCCUUCAGAAAAUGCACUGAUUAUUUGUAAAUCACGGAGGCCUUCUCAGUCAGUGCCAAAGGUACACGUUUUUUGGGCUUUUAACUCUGAGCAGGAUGGAUGUCUGCCGAACCUAUACAGGCCCAUCUUUGCAUUUUAGAAGUAGGUUACUCAAGCGCAAAGAAAUAUUUUCACAUUUUAUGUAACCCUCUUUUUAAAAAGCACACUAGCUUUUGCACGAAAAGGCUUCUACCGAAAACAGAUUGUGAUACAAUGAAUGCUUCCAACUGCUUGACAGGCCAGCAAUGCUUUGCUUCCAACAACUUCUGUCAAACACAUGUUUUUGAACCCCCCCACCCCUGCCUUCCGUUUUCCAUUAUUUAGGGGCGAAGCUCCUUAGGGUCGAGCCUUGUCCGCCGUCGCGCCGCUGUAGCCACGCUAGUACUCGCCACUCCCGCUAGAGGCGCAGCUGUGCUCUCUUUCUCUUUCGUUCCCGACACGCGCUCUCUUUCUUUCUUGUCCGUAGCUAGGGGUGCUGCAGUGCACAAGAGCGUUCGUUCCCGACGCGCACUCUCUUUCUCUCUCAUCCGUAGCUCUGGUUUACCCGAAUAAUCCCCCGGUGCUUAGCCCACUCAUCAUCAUCCACGUCAUGGAUACGCGGUGAUUUUUUUUAGUUUUUAGGUGAUGGAUACCUUAUAGAUGUUGUUGCGCUAUACGUCUGUUAGCAUUCUGUACUGAGGGUGAUAGCUUUUUGAGAUCAUGAUGUUCUGGCUAGACCUAUCAGCGCUGCACCUGAAUCACGUGGUCGUGUGCAGCAAUGCAUGUCAGGUAUGUGUUUGAUGAUCGCAAGCUGUUACACUGCGGCAUUUGCCACCGCAGCCAUCGUAUUGCAAGUGAUUUCACAGAACUGUGUGAAAAGACAAACUUUGUUAAGCUGGAUUCUGUGAUUAAAAAGACAUAUUAGGGAACUUUCUUGUUCGGUUUAUCAUAGAUUCAGCACACUUCUGCUACGGUGAAUUAUGAACAGAUUUCAAAGGUCUCUCUAUUUUUGUCUAAGAGUGUACUAUCUACUGACAUGGACGAAUGAAGCCCUAACAGGAAAAUUCAAAAUCACAAGAUUACAUUUGAGGUCUGAGGUAGGGGACGUAAUAAUGGGUUUGCUUAGAACUUCGACAUGUGAUAGGACUGUUGUCUUAAUGGAGACGGCAUUUUACAUGUAUACGCAAAUCUGCCAAAGAAAUUUCGGCAUUUAGGAAAUUUCUUCGAAUUGCCCUGUCUGUGCUUCCUUUGUCCAUGACAGCACUGCGAGCUGGUGAAAGCCCAAUGGUGUGACACUCGUGUUUGAUAAGCUGCAUUUGAAUCUCAAAUGCAUUGACGCAGGCAUGUAUUUGUUGCUCAGUUUACUGUUACUUGUUUAUUUUUUUAUUUCUUUAAGAUUUGUAACACUGUGCUGGAGUCUUCUAAAUGUGCUGAACAAUUUUACUAUACUAUAUAUAUAUAUAUACACCUAUUUUGUGUGCGUAUGUGCUGUUUUGGAGUGGAUGUUGGUAAUGAAACUGGGCCAAUCUUGAGACUACACCAAUGACGAUGUGCAUGAUGGUUUUGCAAUGCUGAUUUCAGCACUGUUAUUUGUUCAACGUAGAUGCCGUACGACACUACCCGUCCGCAUAUAAAUUUUUUUUAAUACUUCCAUUCCUUUUUUUUCAUUUUUUUUGGACGCGAUUGUUCUUGAGGUUGUACAUGCCAGUUGCAUUGAAUGAAACUCAUUCCAAGGGGUCUUAGUUGGUUCCUACGCCAGAAUUGUGUAAAUGAGCACACCAAACUGCAUGUGCUGGUGUGUUGAAAAAUGUGAGACAUGUUUGAGGUAUGAAUGUGCAAUAAAUGUGGUUUUUCAUUGCCUCUCA